GCUCCAACUCCCGUUACGGCGUGGCCCGACUACAGUGUGGAUCCUAAUGGAGGCGAUGUCAUGACGACGGACCUCAAUGCGCUCUACAACAAGGGUGACUUGUGCUGGAUGCUGGUGAGCUCAGUACUGUGCUGGCAAAUUACUCCAGCUAUUGGUUUCCUUUACGCAGGAAUGCAUAGAAGAAAGGCGGCCCUGACGAUGAUCUUCCAAUCGCUCUUCUGCGCAUGCGCCGUUGGCAUUCAGUUCUGGGUUUACGGAUACUCCCUCUACCAAUCGCACACGACAAAUCCUUUCAUUGGCGACCUAUCGAAGGCAGGCCUGCACAACACCCUCGCAUCGCCCUCGCUCGCAAAUCCCGAUAUCCCCGACAUUCUUUACGCCUGCUUCGGCUUCACCUUCGUUACCUGUACCGCUAUGAUCUUGGCAGGAGCUAUGCUUGAGCGUGGUCGCCUUUGGCCCUCCAUGCUCUUCUUGCUUUGCUGGACGACGUUCGUCUACUAUGUUCUGGCGUACUUUGAGUGGAACCCCAGCGGCUGGUUAUACAAGCUGGGUGCUUACGAUUUUGCUGGCUCCGGUCCUGUGCAUAUCGCUUCCGGAUUUUCUGCACUCGCUUGGGCUGUCAUGCUGGGACCGCGAAUUGAUCCCCAUAAGGAGUCGCAUCACCCGAAGAUCCCGCACUUCAAGCCACACAAUCCUUUCUUGGUCGGCCUCGGUACGAUUUUGAUCUGGUUUGGAUGGUAUGCCUUCAAUGGCGCCUCGACUGCCAACAUCUCCAUCCGGUCCAUCUACGUGGUCUGCAACACCAAUCUCGCUGCAUGUGGUGGUGGAAUGGCCUGGGUCCUGCUGGAAUAUUCCUUCGUUCGCAAGUUCUCGAUCAUAGGCUUCUGCUCUGGCAUCAUCUCCGGACUCGUCGGCAUUACGCCGGCUGCUGGAUUUGUCCCGAUUCAGACUGCGGUAUUAAUCGGAGCCACCACCUCUUGCUGCGCCUUCUUCACCGUCAAAUACAAGUACCUCCUAGGCGUUGAUGAGGGCCUCGAUAUCUUCGCCAUCCAUGGCGUUGGCGGCUUUGUUGGCGACAUCCUCACCGGAUUCUUCGCUGCACCUUACGUUCCCGCCAUGGACGGUAGGACCAACACGAACGCUGGCGGCUGGUGGGUCAAGAACUGGAAGCAGAUGGGCUUACAGCUUGCUGCUGCGUCUACCUGCGCAGUCUGGUCAUUCACCAUCUCCAUCAUCUUGCUCUUCAUCAUCAACAGGAUUCCUGGCUGCCACAUCAGAGCUUCUGAAGACGACGAGCUGAGAGGUCUGGACUACAAGUACUUUCACGAUGUCGAGGGCAGCGAUGCUAUGAUGUUCAGUGAAUAUACUCAUGGCCAUGUAACACCUGGCGUACCGAUGUCGGGUAUUGCCAGCGGAUCGGUCAGCCAUCAGGAUGUUCCUGUGGUAACCGAGAAGCGGGAUUAAGGAGGCUUUGACUUGCUCGAUCUCACUGAUCCCUUUCACCCACGCUAUUGCCGGUUACGUCCUGUUGAAGUCGCGUGUACUGCGCUACGCAGCUGGUUGUUCUUUAGUGCCAUUCGUUUUGUAUAGUAUUUCAAGCCAGCUUGUCGCUUCAGUAGAGAUAGAUUCAAGAUACCAAU
Molecule: messenger RNA, 1640 nt
Organism: Cucurbitaria berberidis CBS 394.84
Lineage: Eukaryota; Fungi; Ascomycota; Dothideomycetes; Pleosporales; Cucurbitariaceae
Product: ammonium transporter 1
Exons: 3
Coding region: 61-1464 (467 amino acids)
Biological process (GO): ammonium transmembrane transport
Cellular component (GO): plasma membrane
Molecular function (GO): ammonium channel activity
Source: RefSeq, a predicted model, not a curated record